AUGUCGUACGUUGCACGCAAAGGACCUGCCGUCUAUUCUGCCCUCGGCAAAUGGGCCUAUAACAUGGCCGGUUUCAACCAGUACGGCCUCCACCGUGAUGACUGUCUGUACGAGAACGACGAUGUUAAGGAAGCGAUCCGUCGCCUGCCUGAGAAACUGAAGGAUGAACGCAAUUACCGCAUUACACGCGCUCUGCACCUUUCGAUGACGAAAACCAUUCUACCGAAGGAACAGUGGACGAAGUACGAGGAAGAUACCAAAUACCUUGAACCUUACCUGCAGGAGGUGGUCCACGAACGUGAGGAGAAGGUUAAGUGGGAAUCGAACAAGUAA
Anopheles marshallii is the source of this 333-nucleotide messenger RNA. RefSeq names its product cytochrome b-c1 complex subunit 7-like. The coding region runs from base 1 to 333 and encodes 110 amino acids. The record is from RefSeq and is a predicted model, not a curated record. The transcript is spliced from 3 exons. NCBI's taxonomy places the organism in Eukaryota, Metazoa, Arthropoda, Insecta, Diptera, Culicidae. Gene Ontology annotation, biological process: mitochondrial electron transport, ubiquinol to cytochrome c.